CAUCACGGGCAAAGCGCGAAAAACACAGAGCCCCAGAGACAGUGCAGUGCUGUUCCCCAAACAGACCAAAACCCUUUCCAAACAAUCCCAGCGUUUUUUGAUUACUCUCUUCCAUGUGAAGAUUUCUAGAUCCUCUCGCAAUGGCCGAAUCCCGGGUGAAGGUUGGAUUCUUGGCUCCCAUUAAGAACAAUAAGAAGGAAGCUGACAAUGCCUCAGGUGUACCAAUUUUUGAAGGAGUGAAUGUUAUUGGUCGUAAUGAUCUGUCCGUGUCUGACAAAAGAGUGAGCCGCAAGCAUAUAAGUUUGACUGCUAGGCCUGAUGGUUCCGCCGAAGUGGUUGUGGAGGGACCAAAUCCAAUCAUUGUUAAAUCUGGGGAUCAGAGAAAGAAAAUAUGCUCUCAAGACAAAGUCAUGAUUGUUCAUGGUGAUAUUCUAGAGUUGAUUCCUGGGAACUUUUAUUUCAAGUUUAUAGCGCUGGCUAUUGAGAAUCACACAUCUUCAUCCAAAACAAAUGCAAGCUUUUCAACUGAAGGAAAGAAACUUAGCGAAGUGGAGACCGUAACAUUAAAAAGGAAGCGGCAGGUUCUUGAAGAUGAAGCAUUUGCCCGAACUUUGCAGGAUGAGCUGGGAAACGGUAGCAACUCUUUAGUAACUGUAAAACAGGUUGACACUUUGUCCCGAUCGGGCACCAUUGUUGGUUCUCACGAUAACUUGGAGGCCAUUCGUAGGUUUAGGGUUGAUAAAAAUGAACUACCGUUAACCUUUCGACUUAUGCGUGUUCAAGGGCUACCUGCAUGGGCAAAUUCCUCCUCAGUUUCCAUAGGGGAUGUGAUACAGGGGAAUGUGCUUGUUGCUGUCCUUUCAAAUUACAUGGUGGACAUGGAUUGGUUAAUAUCUGCAUGUCCAAUUCUGAGGAAGAUACCCCACGGACUUGUUAUUCAUGGAGAAAGUGGUGCUAGAGUGGAGCAUAUGAAGAAGAGCAUGCCUGCAAAUUGGGUUCUGCACCGCCCCCCGCUUCCCAUUUCAUAUGGAACACAUCAUUCAAAGGCCAUGCUCCUUGUAUAUCUUCGGGGGGUGCGUAUUGUUGUACAUACAGCGAAUUUGAUCUAUGUUGACUGGAACAACAAAAGCCAAGGUUUGUGGAUGCAAGAUUUCCCGUGGAAAGAUCAGAAGAAUCUGAGCAGACCAUGUGCAUUUGAAAAUGACUUAGUUGAUUACCUCAAUGCACUAAAGUUGCCUGAUGUCAGUGUUAAUCUGCCAGGCCUUGGCAAUGUCAAUGUUAAUGCUUCAUUCUUUAAGAAGUUCGAUUAUAGCAAUGCAUCGGUCAGAUUAAUUGCAUCUGUUCCUGGUUAUCAUGCGGGUUCCAACCUUAAAAAGUGGGGCCAUAUGAAACUACGGACCAUCCUGCAGGAAUGUGUUUUCGACAAAGAAUUUCGAGGGUCCCCUCUUGUGUAUCAGUUUUCCUCACUUGGUUCUUUGGAUGAGAAGUGGAUGGCUGAAUUAGCAUCUUCAAUGUCAUCGGGUUUAUCUGACGAUAAAACACCUUUGGGCUUGGGGAAAGCAAUGAUAAUUUGGCCUACUGUUGAAGAUGUCAGAUGCUCUUUGGAGGGUUAUGCUGCUGGUAAUGCCAUUCCAAGCCCACAAAAGAACAUAGAGAAAGAUUUCUUGAAGAAGUAUUGGGCAAGAUGGAAAGCAGAUCACACUGGUCGGGGUCGUGCAAUGCCUCAUAUAAAAACGUUCACUCGAUACAAUGGUCAAAAUCUUGCUUGGUUUCUCCUGACUUCAGCAAACCUUAGCAAAGCUGCGUGGGGUGCACUUCAGAAGAAUAACUCCCAACUUAUGAUCCGUUCUUAUGAGUUGGGGGUCCUAUUCUUGCCAUCUCUCAUCAAAGGUGAAGGUUAUGGUUUUUCUUGUACAGAGAAUGGCGGUUCCAACCAGGGUAAUAAAUGCGAAUCAUCACGAAAUGCGGAAGGGUGCAAAACAAAGCCGGUGACUCUUUGUGGGCAAGGAAAGAGAAGUCCAGAUUCAUCAUCUGCUGUCAUCCAACUGCCAGUUCCAUAUGAACUCCCUCCACAACCAUAUAAGCAUGAAGAUAUACCAUGGUCAUGGGACCGGAGAUAUCAGAAGAAGGAUGUCUAUGGUCAAGUUUGGCCACUGCAUGUUCAGCUCUAUACCGAUCAAGACUCUUGAGCAGUUUUCAGUAAGAAGUUUCAUAUUCUUUUUCACCGUGGCACUAUGGCAGGUGAUUUUCUGGCUCUGGAGAUGGUAGGUUUUGACAGAGCUCAGAUGGACAAAAUGAUAUAUGGAGAGUUUGUGGCAGGUUUGGUUUGUGGUGUUCCUCUUUUCAGGGUUUCUGUACAGCACAUGAAGUAAUUUGCGUUCAGCGGUAGAGGAAUACUCUCCAGAGAUGUCCUGGGCUGCUCAUCAGGUGGUUCAUGCAUGCAGAAAAUAAAUGGAUGGAUAGAAAAAGCAGAACUCAAGUUCCCAUUCAUUUAGAUGUGUAGCUCGCCUGAUGAAUUGGUCAGUCUUAUUUCUGGGCAUUGAUGAACAUCACAGAUCUGGCACAUUUGCCACAUUUAUGUUGGGGAUAACAUGCACGCACGAGGCGGGCAGCGAGGGUCACUCGUUCUAGGCGAAUCUACUGCUGUCCAAAGACUGAGCUCUGGGAAUCCAAACAUGUAUUUCAAGAAGAGCUUUGGAAAUAUUUGUUUGAGAUUUUUGGCCGCCGUUAGAUGAUGUGUGGUGUAGAUAAGACUACCAAUCUUAUACUUGAAAUAAUUAAUUAGCAGAAGAUCAUAGGAAAUGGAAUGAUACAACUAUUUCCUCGUAAGCUUGAA
This is a messenger RNA of Magnolia sinica, 2836 nucleotides long. RefSeq names its product tyrosyl-DNA phosphodiesterase 1. Bases 141 to 2189 code for a protein of 682 amino acids. NCBI's taxonomy places the organism in Eukaryota, Viridiplantae, Streptophyta, Magnoliopsida, Magnoliales, Magnoliaceae. Gene Ontology annotation, biological process: double-strand break repair; single strand break repair. The record is from RefSeq and is a predicted model, not a curated record. Gene Ontology annotation, cellular component: nucleus. The transcript has 16 exons. Gene Ontology annotation, molecular function: protein binding; double-stranded DNA binding; 3'-tyrosyl-DNA phosphodiesterase activity.